Messenger RNA from Neurospora crassa OR74A, 1435 nucleotides. RefSeq names its product proteasome component PUP2 (gene pca-5). The record is from RefSeq and is a predicted model, not a curated record. Gene Ontology annotation, cellular component: proteasome core complex; proteasome core complex, alpha-subunit complex; nucleus. Gene Ontology annotation, biological process: proteasome-mediated ubiquitin-dependent protein catabolic process. NCBI's taxonomy places the organism in Eukaryota, Fungi, Ascomycota, Sordariomycetes, Sordariales, Sordariaceae. The transcript is spliced from 4 exons. Bases 317 to 1054 code for a protein of 245 amino acids.
GUGCCUGGAGCUCUUCCAUUCCACUGAGGUGCUUGACGUCGGUCGGUCCCAGGCACCUCAGUUCAGGCCUUACGGCAGCUUGUUCCCAUCCAAACCACCACGGCACAGCAUCAUCCAAUCUCUCCCAAAACAAACAACAUCACUCACCAGUCCUCGACUAAGAGACACCGACCCUCGACGCUAACACCAUCUAUCUCUUCGGCUAUCACCAACCAACGCCCGGCGCAUAUAACCAGCAAAGCCAGGCUUACCUCCCGACAGCAAUACUACAUCCCGGACCCUUCUCCCCACUCGAGCUCCCCUCAACACCGUCAAAAUGUUUAUGGCAAGAUCUGAAUACGAUCGGGGCAUCAACACCUUCUCCCCCGAAGGCCGCCUCUUCCAAGUCGAGUACUCCCUCGAGGCCAUCAAGCUCGGCUCCACCGCCAUCGGCGUCGCCACCUCGGAGGGCGUCAUUCUCGGCGUCGAGAAGCGCGUGACCUCGACCCUGCUCGAGACCUCGUCGGUCGAGAAGAUUGUCGAGAUCGACCGCCACAUCGGGACCGCCAUGUCCGGGCUGCAGGCCGAUGCGCGCUCCAUGAUCGAGCACGCCCGCGUCGAGUGCCAGAGCCACGCCUUCAACUACAACGAGAAGCUGCGCGUCGAGAGCUGCACGCAGGCCAUCUGCGACCUGGCCCUGCGCUUCGGCGAGAGCGCCGACGGCGAGGAGAGCAUCAUGUCCCGCCCCUUUGGCGUGGCGCUGCUGAUUGCCGGCUACGAUGAGGACGGCCCGAGUCUGUACCAUGCCGAGCCGUCGGGAACGUUUUAUCGCUAUGAUGCAAAGGCAAUUGGAAGCGGUAGCGAGGGCGCGCAGGCCGAGUUGCAGAAUGAGUACCACAAGUCCCUCACCCUCGAAGACGCCGAGACGCUCGUCCUCAAGACGCUCAAGCAGGUCAUGGAGGAGAAGCUCGAUGCCAAGAACGUGCAGCUGGCGAGCGUCACCAAGGACAAGGGCUUCAGGAUAUACACAGACGAGGAAAUGGCCGCUGUUGUUGCGCGGUUGCCCGCCAACUAAAGAAGCAUGUGUCAUGUAAUGUUGAUGAAGGGGAAUGGGAAACUAAAGCAUAGCUGGAGAUAGCAGGCGAACGGGAUGGAAAGCGGCAUCUCCCGGUUUUUUGAUGGGAGAAACUGUUUAAUGAAUCGAAUCCAACUCAAGCACUCUUGGUUGGUUGGUGGCCCUCUACUCACCCCAUUCCACGGCAUAUGUCCAGCGUUUCAAGCACGUGUGGCAACGGAUUCGCAAUAGAUAAAGGCGUAUGAAAGUAACCGACCUGAAAGCCGGUCAGCAGGCAACACACCGUUUACUUGACACCAUCUCUCGUCUCGGACUUGGAUUCCGUUCCAGCCUUCUAAACAGUACAUCAAGGUAUUCCAUAAUGCCCAGGUCGUCGUCCGC